Mus caroli (Ryukyu mouse) is the source of this 4551-nucleotide messenger RNA. It is a transcript of the gene Pmepa1, whose product is annotated as prostate transmembrane protein, androgen induced 1. Gene Ontology annotation, molecular function: R-SMAD binding. Gene Ontology annotation, cellular component: early endosome membrane; Golgi membrane. The record is from RefSeq and is a predicted model, not a curated record. Lineage: Eukaryota; Metazoa; Chordata; Mammalia; Rodentia; Muridae. Gene Ontology annotation, biological process: negative regulation of transforming growth factor beta receptor signaling pathway.
AGACCGUCUGCCUGCCUCCGACCGCCGGCGCGCGGCGCAACCCGAUCUCCUUGGACUUGAAUGAGGAGCGGGCGGCGGCGCUCAGCUGCGGAUCGGCCGGCGCGCAGGCUGAGCCCGGCGGCCCCGUGCCCCGGCCGCCCGCCCGUGCCCCGCACGCCGCCCGCGGCCACGGCCCGCCGCCCCGGGGCUCCCGCUCGGCGGCCGGGGGACCCAGCUCGCCCCGGGGACCUCGGCGGCGCCCCGAGCCCGCGCCGCGCCGCUCGCUGUAUGCGGGGCCCGAGCCCCGCGCGCCGGCCGGAGCCGCCCCCGCGCCCCGCGCCUCGCGCCCCGCGCCGCCCGUGACCGCUUGAUGGGGGUCAACGGCACCGCCGCCGCCGCCGCCGGGCAGCCCAAUGUCUCCUGCGCGUGCAACUGCCAGCGCUCUUUGUUCCCCAGCAUGGAGAUCACGGAGCUGGAGUUCGUGCAGAUCGUGGUCAUCGUGGUCGUGAUGAUGGUGAUGGUGGUGAUGAUUACCUGUCUGCUAAGCCACUACAAGCUGUCAGCCCGCUCCCUCAUCAGCCGACACAGCCAGGCCAGGAGGAGAGACGAUGGACUGUCCUCGGAAGGAUGCCUCUGGCCCUCAGAGAGUACGGUGUCGGGUGGAAUGCCGGAGCCACAGGUCUAUGCCCCGCCUCGGCCCACUGACCGCCUCGCUGUGCCCCCCUUCGUCCAGCGGAGCCGAUUCCAGCCCACCUACCCCUACCUGCAGCACGAAAUUGCCCUGCCACCCACCAUCUCACUGUCUGAUGGGGAGGAGCCCCCACCCUACCAGGGCCCCUGCACCCUCCAGCUACGGGACCCUGAGCAACAGCUGGAGCUGAACCGGGAAUCUGUGCGCGCACCCCCUAACCGGACCAUCUUCGACAGUGACCUUAUAGACAGCACCAUGCUGGGGGGCCCCUGUCCCCCCAGCAGUAACUCGGGCAUCAGCGCCACCUGCUACAGCAGCGGUGGGCGCAUGGAGGGGCCGCCCCCCACCUACAGCGAGGUCAUCGGCCACUACCCUGGCUCCUCCUUCCAGCACCAGCAAAGUAACGGGCCAUCCUCCCUGCUAGAGGGGACCCGGCUCCAUCACUCGCACAUUGCCCCACUGGAGAACAAGGAGAAGGAGAAACAGAAAGGUCACCCCCUCUAGGAGUGGGGGCCGGGGCGUCUGUAGGCAAAACCGCAAAAAAAAAAAAAAAGAGAAAAAAAAAAAAACACUCCGCACUUCUUAAGAGAGAAGAGAGAGGAAGUCAGGGGACAUACAGGCCGAGUGGCCGUGUGCUGGUUCUCCUGUCUGUGUAUAAAUAUUUACAUGUUCUGUGUGGUCUGAAUGCAAAAGCUCAAAAAGCUUGCAAAAAGAAAAAAGAAAAUGUUUCUUUGUUGAGCCGUGUCUUGAAGGCAAAAGAGAAAAUGCUCUACCAGUCUUUCCUUCAUCGUUCUUAGUUGAGCUCUGUGCGUGAAUGCUUAAUUUCUUUUGUUUAUGACGGUUUUACUUAACUUUAAAGACAUAUUUGCACAAAACCUUUGUUUAAGAUCUGCAAUAUUAUAUAUAUAAAUAUAUAUAUAAAAUAAGAGAACUCUGUAUGUGGGAGAGCAGGAGUAUUUUUGUAUGAGAAGAGGCCUAUUCAAAAAAAAAAAAAGUUGUUUUCUGAACUAGAAGAGAAAAAAAAAUGGCAAUUUUUUGAGUGCCAACUCCGAAAGUGUGUAUUACCUUGUAAAGAAAAAAAAAAAUCCUACAAAGCAGGGGUUUAGAGCUAUUUAUAUAAAUGCUGCGAUUUUGCACUAUUUUUUAAUAUAAUAUAUCAGUGCUUGUUUGAUGGAAACUUCUAGAGAGUGUGUUGAGACUUGGAGAAAUGUUGAGUUUCAGUCUGAACAGAGCAGCAGGGGUGUGUUCCUCCGCCCCCUGGGUCUCAGAGGGCCCCCACUGUGCAGGAAAGCCAGGCUCCCCCAGGGCCACACAGCAUGCCGCCUGCAAGCCAAUGGAUGCUUCUGUCCAGACAGGCUGUGAACAGUUACACAUUCCCUGCCGAAGGGGACCCGUGACGACGUGAUGUGUCGUCCCUCUGGGUUACAGCUGAGUCAGGACCGUCUCCCCCCGCCACCCCCUCCCCAACAGAGGCACCCAAUUCCAGAUGCCUUUCCCAAUAUGAAAAUAAACUGUUACCGAAGGAAUCUUAGUUUUUUUUUUUUUUUUCUUCCUCUUUAAAACACAAAAACUAUGAAGGUUCAGUGUUUGGGGGCAAGGUGCAUCCCCAAAGCCAAAGCAGUCCCCGAAUUUGGUGCCAGGUGGAUACAGCAGCUGGCUUCGUGCAGAAGUGGGUUAGACUCCAGUGUCCCAAGGCUGGGAUCUACGCAGUUCCACGCUGACAUGUAGGAACGGCCCAGGGUGAUGGCUGCUUGACCUCUGACCAUAUGUUUCCCUCAAUAUUGAUUUUCACUUCAAGAAGCCAAUUAAGAGUCAACCCAAGAUUGAAAGGGACAAGCCCAAGUGUUCCCCCAGGAAGCCCAAAGGGGUUAGGAAAGACGGCCAGUACCACAGCCCAUCCCUCCACCUCCAGUGUUAACUUUCCUUCUCCUCCUAGACUCUCCCCUCUGACCCGGAAAGAGUCGUAUUAGAUGUGGUCAUCUGAUCAUCAUUAUCACAUGUUAGCGGGACUGGGGUGUCAUUUCCCAGCAUGUAAUUAGUAUGUAGGAUGCUGGGACCCCUAGAGGGCUUGCUGUUGUGUCUUCUGUGAAUAUAAGUGAAAGGGGGGUGAGUGUGUAGUGAGAUCUCUUAGGGUUCAGCAGGAGCAGAGGCAUCCCUCAGGUGAGUCUGCUGGAGUCCCUGGAGUGACCCCGCCACCCCUCCCCAUCCACAGGGUGUUCCUAUUUUCUGCCAAAAAUGUUAUCAUGUAAAUGAGAGAUGGUAACCUGUACACAGCACCUUUUUAUUACUUGAAAACCUUUUGGAGGUCAGGCCACCAUGCCUGCUUAUACACAUACAGUUUUUAAAAUAUAGGUUACCCUGCUACCCUGCUGGAUCCUGAGCCUAGAGGCCUGCAGAUCCAUCUUGGCAGAACAUUCCCAGGAGACCUACUUCUCCAGGAGUGGUUGACCUGACCUCUCAAAGAGGAUUCUUGAAAAUAUCACGAUGUCACUGAGAUGUCCCGUGUUUCCCUGUGCGAAUAAUAUCCGAUGCCUUACCGAGGAAGAGCUCUCCCUCUGGGCUCGGGGUGGGGGCACUCCCUACAGUGUCUCACUCUUGGGGCCAGUCCAUCAAGGGCUACUGCUGAAGUUCAACUGUGCACACCCUUUCCCUUCCCUUCCCUCAGCGUGCAUGUACCCUGCUUGCAGAGGCCCCCAGCUGUCCCUGCAGCCUCAUGGAAUACUGCAUGUGGCUCCCAUUCCUCUAGACAAGGAAACCUUAUUUGUGUCUGUGGCUUCAGCUGAAAGCCAGGCCAAAUGAAUGUGCCCACUGUCCUCUGGGGCCAAAAUGGCUGUCCUUGCUUUGUUGAAUGGGUUGUUGCAGGGGCUUGCUGGGCUCAUUUGACUUAAGGGCACACCUACUCCUUUGGGUAACAACCCUGGACUAGAAACUGGGGUCCCUUGGAUGUGGGUUGUAGGAGCUUGAAGGGAAGGACUUGUUAAAGGCAGGGUGUCUCGUGUCCUGAAUGUCAGGCUGUCAGUCCCUGCAGGCAGCUGCUGGUAGUGGGACCCUGAGCUCUGGCCAAACUCUACAUGCUGGGUCCACACUAUCUCUUCCCAUGGCAAAUUAAGCUGCUCCUGGGAAGUGGCUGGUUGGAAAGGAACCGACCUGGUAGGCUUGAGGAGUGGGGGGCAGAGAUGGGGAGUCUAUUGCUCCAUUAGGUUCUGAGAAAGGGAGAGUUCUCUGCCCACAUUACCAUCUCCACUGCUUGCUCCAGAGAGGUCACAGCCCCUGCAGAGCUCCAGGCUGUGUAAAGGCAGGAAGGCUCUGCAGAGCUCCACACUGUGAGCCAGCUCUGUAAAGCUGGGAUCUGCAUGACUUUGCCUGCUGCGAGAAAGAAGUCUGUUGUUUUAGCAAAAAGUUAAAACAUGACCCUGUACCCUACAUGUAACAGGAAUCAGGGUGAGGCAGAUUCCAGACCUUCUCUGUUCAAUCGCUCUCUGUUCUUGGUCACUGUUGUGACCCGCGUGGUCAACUUCCAUGUCCCAUGUCCCUCAACUUCCAGAACCACAGAAUAUUGUAAUGAUGCGAGAUGUGUUCUCAUCUGUGCUCUGGACUUGAGAGCCCGAAAUGCCACACCUCCUAUGUCAUCUGUCACCCCUCCCUCAGCCCACUGUCCGGCUGCACUGCUGCUCGGCUUUGGGGUGUCCUUCUUUGCAGCUGUCCCCCCCCCACCUUCUGUUCCUGGUCAGCACUGGGGAUUUCUCCGUGCCUGGAGCACCCCACGGUGGGAGACUGUACCCAGGCCUGAAGGAGCUGUUCUCUGUGUAUCUAUAAUCUUUGGUGCCAAUGUUGGCGUUCUGAAAAGCCGCAAUACACAAUAAAUUUUACAGUUCUUUGGA